Messenger RNA from Trichoderma asperellum CBS 433.97, 363 nucleotides. RefSeq lists its product as uncharacterized. The record is from RefSeq and is a predicted model, not a curated record. NCBI's taxonomy places the organism in Eukaryota, Fungi, Ascomycota, Sordariomycetes, Hypocreales, Hypocreaceae.
AUGAGCUCCGACUCUCAAGACAACUCAUCCUCUUCAUCUUCUUCGUCAAAGCCGUCGCCUCGAGAGGCUCUGCCAGCGCCAGGCUCUCAUGGCGGCGAGGAUGUCACAACGCUCGACGUCAGCGGCUCAGGCACAACCGUUAAGCUGGACGCCCUCGGCCCGCUCGUCGUCAACGUGGACGGCACCAUGUCCCGCAUCUCCAACUGGGAUAAGAUGGCAGAGAUCGAAAGACAAAACACACUGCGCAUCAUCGGUAAGCGGAACCAACAACGUCUGGCUGCCCUGAGAGAGGCCCGUGGCAUCAGCGAAGGGAGCAAUGGCAUAGGCGCUAGUGGCAAUCACGACACCGAUGGCAAACAAUAG